Messenger RNA from Hypanus sabinus (Atlantic stingray), 2240 nucleotides. RefSeq names its product tetratricopeptide repeat domain 29 (gene ttc29). Gene Ontology annotation, molecular function: protein binding. The record is from RefSeq and is a predicted model, not a curated record. Lineage: Eukaryota; Metazoa; Chordata; Chondrichthyes; Myliobatiformes; Dasyatidae. The coding region runs from base 61 to 1494 and encodes 477 amino acids. The transcript is spliced from 11 exons.
AGACGAUGCAGUCCUCGGGCAGGAAUUCAACACUGGCAGAAUUUUCAGUCACGGUUUACAAUGUCUGUCAUUGAAAAGCAGUAUUCAACAGGAGCACAACCCAAUAUGCCUGAACAGCUGCUAAAUUGUGAUUUACCACAGAGUAGACAAUUUCAGAGACCAACCACUAGGGAACGAACAAGGAAAGAACAAAUAGCAGAAGCAAAACGUUUAGAAGCAUGGAGUAAGAGUUUGAAAGUCAGCAAACAAGACAUUAAUGAUUUCAGGAAUUCAUACAGACACAACAUCUGCUUAGACAUGCUGCGGCAAGGUUAUCACAAGUCUUUUUCAGAGCUUACUACUCUAAUCUUGCACUGGAAUGCUGCAAGGGAGGCUGCAGGCCCUGGGUCAGACAUGUGGAUCGAAGAGCCGUUGGAUAAGCAGCAUAAUAAACUGGAUCAACUUCAAUAUUUCUUAACUAGGGCUGAGGCAGCCCAAAGAGCAGGUCUGUUUGAGGAAGUCUAUAAUAAUCAACUUUCACUGGCAUGUUACUUUAAAAAAGUUGGUGACAAACUACUUUCAGAUCACUUCUUUGAAUCAUGCCUUUCCACCAGUGAAAUGAUUAUGCCAUUAGGAGGACAGAAAAUGGCAGAAGCCAAUGCAAACAUGGGCACAGCAUAUGAGGAGAAAGGUCAGCUGGAUAAGGCUGCUGAGCAUUAUGAGAUAUUCCAUCAACUCACUACAGGGAAGACGUGGCAAGAUGAGAAUUGCUGUCUCCACUUUGCACAUGCAUGUAAAAAUCUCUGGAGGAUUUACACAUCACUGGCAGACAAAAAGCUUGAAAAUGAACAAUACAAAGAGGCAAAAAGAUUUCUUGGAAAAGCUUAUGACAUUGCCAAAGAAGGGGGCGAUAGACAGAUGGAACUGGCAGCCUUAUAUCGAGCGGCUUUAGGUUAUCUUAGUACUGGAGAACCAGACACAGCAAUUGCUUACUUACAAACAUACUUGGAGCUGUCUAGUUCUAUGGAUGAUGAUGUUGGCUUAGGCAAAGCCUAUGAAGCUCUGGCCAUGGCCUUAGUAAGCACAGGAAACUAUUCUGAAGCUCUUGAAUAUUUGAAAACAUUUCUGGGUCUGGCUGAGAAAGGCGAUGAUGAAUGGAGUUUGGUGGAUGCUUGCAAAUUCCUUGGCAUUAUGUAUAAUAAUUUGGGUCAAUACAAUGUAGCCUGCGAUUACAUUUGGCGAGGAUACGAGAUUGCAAUGACCUUGGGUGAUCUACGUUUAGUAGAGAUAAUGCAGGUUCACUUCGGCAUCUAUAAGGCUCAUACAAUGAUGACCACAUAUUGUCAUUGUGUUGAAGCUGCUGGGCACCUGGAUCUUGAGCGUUUGGUGACAUGGAAGGAUAGCAGAGUAGACAUGUUCACUGACUCCAGUAUGGAAGAUGCUGCAGCAGGAAGACCAUUUAGCCAACAACCAACAACAGAAGCAAGGUUACCUUCUGCUGAAACUGCGGAUUAAGGCUAGAGAAAUAUAAAGGAAAUUCAUGUACUUCUUGAUUGUGGCACUUUUUCCAAUUUGAAUUUGUAUGGUAUCAGUUAAGUCAUCAAUGAAAAAAGCCAAAUAAUCAUGAAUAAUCUCAUUUUGAACUGGUUUGUUCAUUAAUGGUGUUCAUUUUUGCUUUCAAUUCUAAGUUUUUCACCAUGCAGAGCAUAGAGAGUGAUUAUUAAACUUGUCAGCUUUAACAUCUUUGUUCAUUAAUUUUCACUUAGAGUUUUUUGCUGUAAAUUGCAAAGAUUAUAGUUGUAAGCAUUUCAUCAGAAAUAUUGUUUUCUUAGGUAGCUAUUAAAUUUAUCAUUGUGAAUUAUUGUCAACAGUGCACGUAGGAGUGGAUUUCUCUGCAAUAAUUUUGACUUGGCCCAGAUCAAAUAGAGAGAUUAGUUUUAAUAAAAAAAAACAUUCUUGAUUACUUAACCAAAGUGAAUGAACAGCUCUGGAAUGCAUUUUUCCUUGACUAUAUAUUAAAAAAUGAGUAUUUCUUCUCCUGUUGGAACAUGUUAUGUGCAGCUAUCUUUCUAUAAUUACCCAUAAGCUUUGCUUAAAUAUCUGAUUUCAAAUCCAUUUAUAAUUUGAAAUACUUAAGCACUUCUAAUAAUACAUUGUUCCUUGUUAAUCAGCUGAUGCCUUAAACAAUAAAAUCUGUAAAAGACUUUGCUUUUAUUAAAUAUUAAUUGGAAAUAUCAAACAACUUCCUUGAUUUAACUUUU